AUGUCCGCCAUUAAGAUGAUCCAGAGUCUCCCACGGACGUAUCCGAACACGUUCCCACCUUCAAAGCAGCCAAGUGCCGAGAGCCGCGGUGGCAACCACCAGCCGAUUCAGGACGGGCAUAUUCUCAUCACUCCCGUAUUACACGAUGGAAAAUCAUCAUUUGGUGCAAAGAUUGAUGGAAUCGAUUGGUCCCGUCCACUUCCUGCCGAUGACAUCGAAAAGCUCAAGAAGAUUCAAGAUAACUACGGCGUCCUGAUCUUUCGCAAGACUGGAUUGGACAAUGAAGGACACAUAGGCUUUGCUAAGAGACUAGGCCAGGAGCUUGAGAUCAACCCCUUCUUCUACGGCAUUGAGAACGACCGCAUAGGUGAUCCGCUGUUAUGGGACGUCAGCAACAUCAAUCUCGAUGGAACCAUCGUACAGCCUAAUCAAAGACGCUGGGAUCACAGCUUAGGCAAUGCUUUGUGGCAUACGGACUCUUCAUUUCACCAGCACCGGUCGAAGUACUCGCUGCUUUUAUCCCACGGCAGCCCAGCCAGAGGCGGCUCGUGGACGCAUUUUGCCGACACUGCGCGAGCAUAUGCAGAUCUCCCACAAUCCAAGAAAGACGAGUUGGAGGAUCUGAUCAUUGAGCAUGAUUUGUGGCACUCACGCCGUCUUGCCUCUCCACAGGCUUUUGCACAGCCCCUGGAAAGUGAGCGGGCCGCUGAAAAGUCGGCAUAUCACCGACUCGUGCAGGUUGGCCCGGAUGGGAGAAAGACGCUGUAUCUGGCCGCGCACGGCAAGCUCGUCGUAGGGCGCGGAGUUGAAGAGAGUCAGAAGUUGAUUUGGGAGCUCAUCAAUCACUGCACACAGUCCAAGUAUGUUUUCAGUAUGGAGUGGUUGGAAGGUGGUGACAUGGUGUGGUGGGAUAAUCGAAAAUCCAUGCAUCGCGCGAACCCCUACAACGCCGAGAUGACUGCGCGUGAUGUGCGUCGAGCCACCGUAAUCGAUGACGGGCCUCUAGCAUUUGGUGUAAGCGACGAGGAGCUAAUGGUUCAUGAACGUGUAGAUUAG
Colletotrichum tamarilloi is the source of this 1056-nucleotide messenger RNA. Its product is annotated as alpha-ketoglutarate-dependent 2. NCBI's taxonomy places the organism in Eukaryota, Fungi, Ascomycota, Sordariomycetes, Glomerellales, Glomerellaceae. The transcript has 6 exons. The coding region runs from base 1 to 1056 and encodes 351 amino acids. Gene Ontology annotation, molecular function: oxidoreductase activity. The record is from RefSeq and is a predicted model, not a curated record.